AUGCCUUUGAAGACAUUUGAUGUAACAAACAGUGGAACCGUAAUUGCGGAGCCAUUGACCCCAGAAGCAUUUGCUCCCUACGGUGGAGUCAUUAGCGCAGAUCAUCAAAUCAAGAAUGUAAAGAGUAGUGAAGCGAACUAUGGCACUGCAGUAAAGAUUCAUAAGGUUGCACCAAUUGUUAACAAUUUCAAGGACUGUUCGAGUGGAAAAGAAGCUACAGCAAAUUGGAAUAUAUUCAGAUGUUCUUUUCCCAAAAAAUCAAUCACAAGAGGUUCCCAAGGCGAUCAAGUAUACAAGGCCAGAGUAUUGGAAAGACACCCUUUCAGUACGCAAACAUUUAUCCCUAUGGGACUGGCACAAACAAAAAAUUCAUAUUUAGUUAUUGUUGCAAAAAAUGAUAAAGAUACAUCACCCAUUAAUCUACCAGACCCUAGUACUGUUAAAGCAUUUAUUUGUAAAGGGAAUCAAUCCAUCACAUAUGGGCAGGGCAUUUGGCAUUCGCCCAUGGUUGUGAUAGAUGAAGAAUCUCCUUAUAUUGAUUUUGCAGUGUUUAUUCAUGAAAAUGGAGUCGAUAAUGAAGACGUAGAAGAAUGCUACUUUGAACCGGGUUUUGCUAUUGAGUAUCAUAAAGAAGAUACCAGAUCUAGGGCUAAAUUAUAA
This is a messenger RNA of Debaryomyces fabryi, 660 nucleotides long. Its product is annotated as ureidoglycolate hydrolase. The record is from RefSeq and is a predicted model, not a curated record. The coding region runs from base 1 to 660 and encodes 219 amino acids. The transcript has a single exon. Gene Ontology annotation, biological process: allantoin catabolic process. Gene Ontology annotation, molecular function: ureidoglycolate hydrolase activity; ureidoglycolate lyase activity. NCBI's taxonomy places the organism in Eukaryota, Fungi, Ascomycota, Pichiomycetes, Serinales, Debaryomycetaceae.